GCAACGCAUCAAAAAAUGCUUCAUUUAACGAUCCAUUACAAGAUAUGAGAUACGGAAAAGAUACGGAAAAGGUGGCCUAUUAUCAAAUAUCUGAAUUAGCAAAAGUUAAAGCACUAUUUGAAAGAGACCGAUUUAUUAAAAAAGAAUAA
Racocetra fulgida is the source of this 149-nucleotide messenger RNA. Lineage: Eukaryota; Fungi; Glomeromycota; Glomeromycetes; Diversisporales; Gigasporaceae. The record is from the annotation of a GenBank genome assembly.